Messenger RNA from Branchiostoma belcheri (Belcher's lancelet), 786 nucleotides. Its product is annotated as A-agglutinin anchorage subunit-like. Bases 1 to 786 code for a protein of 261 amino acids. Lineage: Eukaryota; Metazoa; Chordata; Leptocardii; Amphioxiformes; Branchiostomatidae. The transcript has 2 exons. The record is from RefSeq and is a predicted model, not a curated record.
AUGUCCACGGCAAACGCUACGACUGCUCACAUGCUCUCGACAGAAGCACCAGCAUCUACACGGAAAAAGACAGGAACAACAAGAUCUCCCUCCCGUAGUACUAAAUCUACGCGAUCAGUCACAGAUAUUACCAUGGCCACCCGCGACAUCCAGACUUCAUCCACAUCUCUCUACUCACCUAGAACAGACUCUAAAGUCUCGACCACCUCUGCCUCUCGGCAGACCAAAACGCCUGAUUACACGAUGCUGGUUUCCACUGUCAUUCCCGAUACAACGAUUCCAAUAGAUAACGUUACAACUGAAAGUACAACGAAAGCCCCGGUCUCGGUGACUGAUGUCACAAGCAAGCAACGAACACUUAGAACACGGGUGCCAACAACAUUGAAAAGCACAGAUGUAACGGAUUUUCAAUCAGCGAGUACUGCAAGCUCAUCAAAUGCUACUAUUAGUCCAUCCCUUUCACCUAAAACAACAAAAUCAGCAUCUCCAGUGUCUUCACGAAGUCCAUAUAAUACAACGCCCAUGUCCAGCACCCUGGGGUCGAAACAAACAACUGUAAAUCAAGGCAAUCUUUCCACUGAAGCUUUAGAUUCAACAACUUUAAUUGAAAUCACAGAUACAGAAUCUCCUUACAACGCCACAGCAACUUCUGCAGCUCGAUUUACCACCACACAAACAAAGACGACUCUGUUACCAAACGAAACCAUUACUAGGCAUGAAGAUGUAUCCACUCUCACCAGCUACGGCAUCAACUUCACCACAAAGAUCUUCCGUAUCCAGCCCUAA